UUCUGGGAAUUGACAGGGCAUGGGAACUGAGAGCAACAAGUGCCCAGUAAGAGUCCAACUUCCUUAUUCCGUAGAAGGCUCACUGGCAGGCUCCGGGACUCUGGGCAUGUGGGUCUCGGCCUGGGCUCUGCAGCAAGUGAGCAUCCCCGGACGGACAGAGUGUGGAGUGGAGAAGCGGGUCUGCUGGGUCUCCCCGCUAACUUCUGUCCUGUCUCAUUCCUGCUCCUUUUCCCCAGCAGGAAGAUGGCUUCUGCAGCAACAGAGGAAGAGAAGGGGUCUCCUGUGGUGGUGGGGCUGCUGGUUGUAGGCAACAUCAUUAUUCUGUUGUCAGGCCUGGCCCUAUUUGCCGAGACAGUGUGGGUGACAGCUGACCAGUACCGUGUGUACCCACUGAUGGGCGUCUCAGGCAAGGAUGAUGUCUUCGCUGGCGCCUGGAUUGCCAUCUUCUGCGGCUUCUCUUUCUUCGUGGUGGCCAGCUUUGGUGUAGGAGCCGCACUCUGCCGCCUUCGGUCCAUGAUCCUCACGUACCUGUUGCUGAUGCUCAUCGUCUACAUCUUCGAGUGUGCCUCUUGCAUCACGUCCUACACCCACCGUGACUAUAUGGUGUCCAACCCGUCCCUGAUCACCAAGCAAAUGUUGACCUUCUACAGUGCAGACAGCGACCAGGGCCAGGAGCUCACCCGCCUCUGGGACCGGGUCAUGAUUGAGCAAGAAUGCUGUGGCACAUCUGGCCCCAUGGACUGGGUGAAUUACACAUCAGCCUUCCGGGCAGCCACUCCAGAGGUGGAAUUCCCCUGGCCCCCUCUGUGCUGCCGUCGGACAGGGAACUUCAUCCCUAUCAAUGAAGAAGGCUGCCGAGUGGGCCACAUGGACUACUUGUUUACCAAGGGCUGCUUCGAGCACAUCGGCCAUGCCAUUGACAGCUACACAUGGGGCAUAUCGUGGUUCGGCUUCGCCAUCUUGAUGUGGACAGUGAGAGAGGAGGCACCUGUGGGCUGUGGAGGAGGGACCUGCGGGUGUCCAGGGGUGUGGGUGUGGGCUUGGAGGAGACAAGUGGGUUUGGACUAGAUUGCUCAGUCUCAUCAUUUGCCCACCUAGCUCCCUGUGAUGCUGAUAGCCAUGUAUUUCUACACCACUCUCUGAAGAUGAAGGGGAGGCCAUGUGUUCACCUCUGCCUGAAGAUCCUGCCUCUCAGCUACACCUGGACCUCCUCAAGCUCCUCCCCACCCCAACCCCGUGUACCUCAGCCACAACUCGUCCCUGCCCACUCCCUCCAUCUUUCCUUCUUGCAAUACCAAGCCUUUUUGUACCUGCUUUUGUGUGCCUGGACCCCAGGGCCUGCUUUUGUGUGCCUGGACCCCAGGCCCUGUUUCACUUGGCAGAUCUGGUUCAUCUUCCUAGGGACAACAAAAUGUCCUGUCCUCAGAGGCCCUUCCACUGUUCCUGACAACCCAUCAUGCACUUCUCUGUGGCUUCCAGAACUUCUUGCAGGUGUAACCGUUGUUGCUCAACAGCUUGUAUAAGCUCUAAUAGACCUAGAUUGCUGAAAGAGGAGGGACACAUUCUGCUGUGGUCAUUGUGGGGUCCCCGUCAUCACCCAGCAUAUGUCUAAUAAACACUGGCUGGCUGAAUGAG
Molecule: messenger RNA, 1635 nt
Organism: Peromyscus californicus insignis
Lineage: Eukaryota; Metazoa; Chordata; Mammalia; Rodentia; Cricetidae
Gene: Upk1a
Product: uroplakin 1A
Exons: 6
Coding region: 244-1068 (274 amino acids)
Cellular component (GO): membrane
Source: RefSeq, a predicted model, not a curated record